This is a messenger RNA of Cucumis melo (muskmelon), 978 nucleotides long. Its product is annotated as B3 domain-containing protein At2g31420-like. Bases 1 to 807 code for a protein of 268 amino acids. The record is from RefSeq and is a predicted model, not a curated record. Gene Ontology annotation, molecular function: DNA binding. The transcript has a single exon. Lineage: Eukaryota; Viridiplantae; Streptophyta; Magnoliopsida; Cucurbitales; Cucurbitaceae.
AUGGAAAUGGAUUCCAACACUUCAAGUCCCUCCGCCAACGCCCAACAAGAACAAGAAACCACAGUCUCUACAAAUGGAGAAAUCACCGAUCAAAACCCCAGCGACGACGACGACCAUCUUCCACUAAUAAAGAGAAAGAGAACCAGAAUGAAACAACUCGCAAGGCGACACAAACGCGAUAGAGAAAAAAUACUAAAGCGCCCACUCAAACACCCAGUCAACGAUCCAAUUCCCAAAUCCGACGAAGAACCACAAGGCAAGGACUUGGUAUUCGACACAGAAACCGAAAGCGAGGGCGAUGCAGAUCAAAAUCAAGAAACCCUAACAUUUAUGGCUUUAGCAGAAAUCGUGGAAUCAGAAAGAGAAUUCCUCGAAAACAUACCUGAAGAAUACAAGAAACUGAUGAUUUUCAUGGGAGGAUCGUGGGAUGUUUGCCCUAGUUUGGUGAUGGAGAAGCGACUGAAGAAAGGGGAUGUGGAGGAACGAAGAAAUCGGCUGUUGAUUCCACAAAGGAAGACGAGAACGACAUUUCUGGAAGUUGAAGAAGAGGAGAAGUUGAACACAGAUGUUUGGUGGAUGGUGGAGAUUAUUGAGCCGGAUUGUACGGUGAGUUUGAUUACGCUGAGUAAAUGGGAAACGCGGAAGGGAGUGGCGUAUGUUUUGAUAACGGAGUGGAAUGGAUUGGUGGAGAGGAAUGACUUGAAGGAAGGUGAUUUGAUGCAGCUAUGGAGUUUUCGUGCCGGCGGCGGCCGUGGACGGCUCUGUUUUAUGCUUCUGGAGGUGGAAGAAAACCGAGAAAGACGGUAGUGAAAUUGCUUCCGCUCAAUCUUAGGAGAUUUUUUUUUUGCCCUUCUGGAGGGGUAUUUUGGUAAUUUUGUUUUGUUUUGUCUUGUUUUUUUUUUUUUUAAAAGACUAUUGGUGUUUGUUUUCAAUGAAACUAUUUGUACAUAAUAAAUACAUUUGAUACUUUUGUUCUAA